This is a messenger RNA of Paramuricea clavata, 26012 nucleotides long. Lineage: Eukaryota; Metazoa; Cnidaria; Anthozoa; Malacalcyonacea; Plexauridae. The record is from the annotation of a GenBank genome assembly.
AUGAAGCAUGUUCCAGUUUUAUGCAAUGUCAUCGGAUGGGUCUUCAUCUAUUUAGCCUUAUUAGCAGAAGCCGAAUUCCAAGACGGUAAGUGCCUCAAUUUUUUGUACUUUAUAUGUACAAGUACGUUUUAUUUCACUAAAUGUCAUAGUGCACGUGAUGUCAAACAGCGAAAAUUACAUGAAAAUCUUUAGUUUGCUAAGUCAACUAAAGUUCUUCAAAUAAAAAUCAUUUUCAAAAUAAUCAGACAGCGCGCAAGCGGAGAACUUAACCCGCGUGCAGGCCCACCAAGAGAAGAAUAGUGGGCCUGCAAAGAAGACCAGGUAUUUUGUAUUUGUUGCGUUCGCACAAGAACGCAGAAUUCUGAUUGGCUGCUUGAUUUAAUAAUAUUACGUAAGCUCUUGAUAAGUUUCGUAGGACUAUAUUUUCCGCAUUGUACAACAUUUCGCAACCAAACUUUGCAAUUCUACUAAUUUUAACAUGCUCUUUCUAGCUGUGGAGAUGGAUUUUGUUCUUCUUGCUGAGAUCAAAAUUUAGUCUACAGCUGGGAUCAUCUAUAUUGUUUUAUAUCAAUCACAAUGUUUUUUUAUCACUUAUUAGAAAGUGGAUCGAUAAUCAAAAUUCCAGGAGAGUAUAGAAUUCAUUCCAAUCCUAUAAAGAAGACGAAAACGUCCUCCGAAAAGUACAAGAACUCCCAUAACAAAAGAGAACGGCAGACACUCCUACGUGAGUUUGUACUUGGUGAUUUUACUCCCUAUGUUCAAGACACGUCUGAUGAUGAGAAAAAUAGUUAUGCUGAAAUCCAUUAUGGCGAUAAAACGUUUGUUGGAAAUAACAAGAAAGUCAAAGAUUAUUCAGGAGAAACUUUCGGGAUUUUCACUAAUGAUGAAAUAAAUACACGAAAAACGAACAACAAGAUCCAUAAGCUAUUAAAAGGCAUAACCGCAAGAUUAAAAAGUAACCAAGUGGACUUACAUAAGACGAACGAAAAAGACAAAGUCCAUAAUAAAAAAUCUAAAUACAGUCAUAGAAGAAAAUGGAAGGAAAGAAGAUUUGAACACAAUAUCAAGCACCAUUUGAAAGGAAAUUUAUUCGAUAUUAACCUUAAAAAAAACAAAAAUAGUAACAACCAUCGCGCAGAAGACGACAAGACCUUUCCAUUGAAAUUUAAAAAGACAAGCGUAUCAAAGUCAGGAUUCCCUUAUGGGUACUAUGAUAAUUUUGCUUCUGAAUAUAACAACCUUCCGGACAAUUUUGACAUUUAUGAUAAAACGUACAACUAUUUUUUACCGGAUGAAAAUAGUUAUGACAGAAAUUUAAAGUACAGAGUAGAUGAUAGAACGUGGCAUAAAAAUAAAAAUGGAGGAGCCAGUCAAAAUAAAUUGCAAGAACCCCCCAAAAAAUUGCCAAGGAAUCUGAAUGGAAAAUUAUACGAAUCUUUGGAGACAAGUGCAUACAAUCCUUUAAAACAAAUAAGAAUAGGGAACGCUAUCAUUAGCGACCAAUAUAAAAAUAAAGCAAAUAGAUAUGUAGAAGCUAAAAUUCAUACGAACAAACUGGAAAGUAAAUUUCGAAAUGAAGAUGGCAUACUGAAAAAAUCAUACCGGGAAAAUAGUAUCAAAGUACAAAACAAUUAUGAUAUUGACGGGAGAAAACGCGACAAAACCGAACGUCUUGCCACCAAAGAUUAUCAUCGAGGUAACGAGGUUAUUAAUUACAAAAAUGUAUCAGCCAUAAAAUGUAACGGCGAUUGUAGUACUGCUAAAGUUUUUGGAGGUUCAGAAAAUAAUGGAUCUCAGAUAGAGGUACCAUGUAACGAACACGAAAGGUGUAAAUAUGGAAAUAAUGGUAGCCUGAUCAACUCUGAAACGAAUGAAAAUGUCCUCAAUGAAAGUAGAAAACAUCAACGGAAAUUUUAUACCUUAUUGAAAAAUGCCAUGGAAGGUCGUCAUAAGGUGAAAAGAACAGAAACAACAACUAAAAAGACAGUCAAAAAAGGUGAUGUUAGCCUGCACAACACGAUUUCGCAUUCACAUAAUAGAAAUGGAAAACUUGCUUUAAAGCCUACAAGUUUUGCUAAAAAGUUGAAAGCUCAGAAGAAGAAAAAAAACAACAAAAAAGAGGAUAAUUCAUUAUUACAACAAAUGCUUAACAUCCCCGUGAAGUUAAUUGUCAGUUUUGUUCGAAACUAUAUUCUUGGAAAUAAGGAUCCCGGAGACAUGGUACUAAAAGAUGUCUGGCAAUUGCCAAAAUCCAGGUUAAAUAAACAUUCUAACAAACGUAGCAAAACUGAUUUGAAAAUUAGCAAUAUCAAACAAAAGAAAACUAAAAACAAUUACAAAAUUUCUUUUAAAAAAGGUAACUUAAAAACGAUAUUAAGAAACAGGCACAAAUCAAAGACAUCUACAAGAACGUUCAAAAGAAAAGCGACAAAAGAGGCCAACGCAGUUACGCGCACCCUUUUAUCAAAUGAACACAAAAGUGCUUUAAAAGGAAGUAAAUCAUUUAUAGAACUUAUCAAUGUCCUCAUUGACGGACGACUGUUGCAUAAAGAUAAAUAUUUGAAUGAUGUAUACAAGAAGAGUUUUUUGCCUAAAACGGAAGAGAGUGGUUAUUCUUCUGAAAAGAAUCUUUUUCAAAAUUCUGAAUUGAUAAACAAAAAACAAGUCUUGCCAAAGAAAAGAAAACUUAUCCAUGACCCAUACUUCAUCCCGAUAACACGAAACGCAGGAAAUCGUCCUGACUGGAAAAAUAAAAACAACAUUUUACCAAAGAAAGCCCCUUCUGACUUUAACGUGAAACGUAGUGAUAUUUACUUCCCAGAUGGAUUAUCAGCGUACAACAACGACGUUGAAAGUUUGCCUCGUUUACCAGAAACACUGAGUGCUAGACAAUCAAUUCAACCUUUCGACGUGCAUUCUUUGGAUAACAACAUGUUUCAAGACAAUCAAUAUGAAACUAAAUAUCAGCAUUUUUACGACACCAGAGAUAUGUUAUCUUUUCAAUAUCCAUGGAACAAUGUUGGCAACAAUAUAUCGUCACAAUAUACCAUUCCAAAGAGCAAUGAAAAAAAAAGUUAUAGUGACUUGAACACCAGAAGGAAGACACAAAAACAAUAUUAUAAGCCAAUUCUAACCUUGCAAGAGACCACACACAAGCCUCCGCCAUAUACAUUUCAAAUCUAUGAUGGUAUUCAAGCGCCAAAAAAAACGUCUUGGAAUCAGAUCAAAUCUAUUAAAGAUGAAAGUAAACAUGGCUUGAAAUACAAAGGUUAGUGAUGUAUGCAGUAAUGCACAUGACACAAAUUUUUUUGCCCAUCACUUGAAAGUGAUGAAGAAUGGCCCAUAACAAUGUAUUUAUAAUACGUUCUUUGUAGGAUUGCAUGACGAUAAAAGGCAUAUAAUACUUUGGAAACACCACGUAAAUUUAUUACUGCAAUAUUCAUGAAAUAUAAUAAUUAUUAACAAUAAUUAUAAUAUAAUAAUUAUCACAAUACAAUAAUUAUUAUUGUAAUGGGACCGAGGGAAACAGUGUGUUUUGUGGACCCGAGAUCGUCGAUGUUUCCCGAGGCGAAGCCGAGGGAAACAUCGACGGUCGAGGGACCACAAAACACACUGCUUUCCCGAGGUUUCAGUAAAUAAGUGUUUUAUUAUAUAUCAAUAGUCAAAGAAACAACAAAUUAAAGAACAAAUGAACGUAAAUACAUGAAACCAAAACUAGAUAAAUGGAACGCGGUAAAUGUUUAAUGAACUUUGGAACUUCACGGUUGACGUACACGCGCACUGCAUCCAUUCUAUUGUUGACCGGUCAAUAAUUGUUUCAUUGUUGACCGGUUGCCCCCUCGCCAAAGCAUGCAGGGAACAUGACGUUUUGUGGACCGGCACGUGAUACGAUUUUGACCAAUCGGCAAACAGAAAAAUUGAACUUUGACACUAACUAUAUAACAAUAUUAUUUAUUUAUUUCGUUGCAGUAAUAAAUUUAGUAUGUGGUUUUUCCACAAACAAAAAGUAUUAUAUAAUGUUUAUAGCUCAUCUCGUUCCCAAAUUAUCGGGCAUUCUGUAUUCUUGUGUUAUGAUGUCACUUGUUGUCCUUGAAGAAAAUCUAAUAUCUCAGAAGUAAUUCAACGAAAUUAAAUGAAACUAGAUAGUAAAUGCACCUAAGCAAACAUUUUGGAACGUUUAUAUGGUUCUCCUACCAACACACUAGUUAUCAGGUCCCUCUGUCCUCUUUGUCCAAAUCGUCCAACAAAACAGAAAGAAAUUUUUGUGGUUUUCACUUACUAUUAUCGUUUUUAUAAGCGCUGCGUGUGGUGAAUAUAAACUAUUGAAUUAAAUACAUUUUCUUCCAAAGUGUCCAUGGCAGCCAUUACUAAAAUAAGAAGAGCUCAAGACCUGAUAGUGUAUUGCUAUGAUAACUACAUAAACGUUCCAAAAUGUUCGCUCAGGUGCACGUACCAAGUGUACUUUUCAUUUAAUUUCGUUCUUCUUUUUGCAGCCGUCACAACUAGUGACGUCACAACGUCAACUAGUGACGUCAUAGGAUACAAAAUAUCCGAAAACUUGGGAACAAGAUGCGCUGUAAUUGCGUUAUGUUCACUUUAAUUAAUGUGCACAUGACACAAAAUUUUCUCUAUCUUCUUGCUCCGUAAUACUAUGCCCAAACAAUGACAUAACCAUUGCAUUUGUGAUUCUGCUGGAAGCAGGGAUGCCGGAAGAUCGAUAAUAGCGGGUGCAGAUAUUCAUAUAUUCGCGUUCUGCCCAAUUAAUUUCUUUUGAAAUCGAUUGUUUUUACAGUCUGUGAACACGAAUAUAUGAAUAUCUGCACCCGCUAUUAUCAAUCUUCCGGCAUCCCUGGCUGGAAGUGCGAGUCUCUGUGUAAAGUAGACAACAUGUCGAGCAUACAAUUAAAGAAAUAUAAAUUACUGACAACAGAAAGGUUCAGAUAUGACUUCCCGUACAGCCACCAUUAACAUCCAAUCAAAUGCGUAUACUGGACAUGUAGGAGAUAGCGGUAGUGGAAGUCAAAUCCGAACACCUCUAAUGGUAAUGCAACAGCCGUAAUCUCUUUGUAUGUACAUGUCCAAAUCUAUAGGGCGUUUUAAUACAAAAACUGGCCGAUAUAUUUAUGCUAACGCAAUUAAUGGACCUAUUAGUAUUACCUAUAAUAAACAAAACUUUGAACAAGUCUAAACAAAAAUUUCAUCACAGCUUGAAAGAUUGAAAGAGUAUCAAAAAAUUGGUAUACCGUACGGCGCUUUGAAAAUCAGACAACUGAAAGGCUACCGUGUACCUAAAUAAGUUUAAAUAAUAAUAAUUAGAAACAGAUCCGUUAAACAAAACAAUCUAACCAACACUCGCAAGCUAUCAUUCAGGCACAAUUGCACAGCCUACCAACUUGCAAUAUCCUAAACAAAAUCAAAACCUAGCCAACCAACAUCCCCAAGCAGUUAAGUCAAAACCAUGAAGUCAACAGAAUCUACAAUAUAAUUCAAACCUGAAUCGCCAACACUGGUGGAAUCAUUGAAAUAUAUAUAACUGGAACGCUACCUUCUGAUAAACUGCCUAUCGUUUUCUUGAAGCCAAGUUUGACUUCUAGACAUGCGUGUUCAGAUCACGCGUGUUUACGUCGCUCGACUUUCCCGCGGACUAUAUUUCAGGGAGUGAGCAUGCCGUGAAAAAGCAGGCAAAAGAACAAAAGAAGAAAAGCUUCUUUUGUAAACAAGGUUCCAUUGUUAAUAUUUUUGGUAGCGGUAUAACUAUUAAAAUAUCAACAAAAACGGUCCUCGGGACCUAUCAAAAUAUUGUAUAGAUUAUAUAAGUAUAAAUUAAGUUUCAUAUAUUUUUAUAAUAUAGCAUUUGUAAAUUCUGAACGCUGAUUGGCUAAGAGCCGUGUUGAUAUAACUCAAUGUCAACACGGGAAAAUUUCCGCCGCUUCUAAACACGGAAAUUUUUCUUAUCCUUCGGGCUUUUGACAUCGCUAUAUUAUAAAAAAAAUAUAAACUUUUUUCCGUAUUGAUAUAUAGUAAUAUCAACACUCGUGGAAGUUGGAAAAACUCGAAAUUGUAUGAAAACACUCCGCCCUUCGGGCGUCGUGUUUCCAUACAAUUUCUCGUUUUCCCAAUUCCACUCGUGUUGAUAUAACUGUAUAUCAACACGGAAAAUGUUUUAUAUUUGUUAAAUAUUACCUAAACUUUCGAAAAAGUAAGUUUUAGUACAGGAAUACAUGUUUUAGUACAGGUAUACAUCUGUUUAUUUCCUUGAAAUUAACUUGAGUAAAUCAGUGUAUAAAAAGAAAAAAAUAAUCCCCAAAACAUCCAAGCCGAAAGUGACAAAGGAAACGCUCACUCCUCGGCACACUUUUAUCGCAAAAAAUGCUCGUCCAAUAAAUAACUUUUAAAUAAAUUAGAAAGUUAAGUCUGCUAAGAAAUUUUACUUGAAUAUAGGCGCUAAUAAUAAAGCUUUAAGCCCACUUAAAAGGCUUCUUCUUUGGAUAUUUUAAGCCAGUAUUUAUCUAUGAAUGAUUAGCCGCGCUCUUCGCUUGCAUGAGCAGACUGGGACUGACUCUCAAAUUUGGCUUCAAAUUUCCGUUUGGAUGUAGCGUUCCAGUUCUAUUCUGUUCAGUGGAAUUCAGUUGGCAUUACAUUAAAAGGGGCCGGGCCCUGGAGUUGGUUAGGCUGGCUACCACUGCUUGAAACACCUAAGGCAAUAGAUAAUAACUCUACAAACGUUUCGAAGUGGGGUCGAACCCCUUGACGUUAAGUCACUAGACGCAAUUGCACUGUUUAAGGAUCUGUUUCCUCGAUUUCUGUAAAGCUUUUAUUGAUCACAAUAUCCUGGUUUUAAAACUGUUCUCACUUGGUGCUUUCGAUUAUCCCGUGGAUUUGCAACUUUCUACUGAAACCGCUGACAAUCGGUAAAGAUUGACCAUUUCCAAUCCGGGAGUUCUAUUUAUUGUCAUGAUUAAUGAUCUUGAACUGACUUCUCCUAAUACAACCCCAUGGAAAUAUGUAUACGAUGUCACAAUGUCAGAAAACGUCAAUAGAAAUGAAAUUUCAAUCUUGCAACCGGACGUUAAUGCAAUUGAAAGCUGGACAAAGAGUAGCAAUAUGAAAUUAAACGGUAAAACGUGUAAAGAGAAGAUAAUAACUUUCUCACCUUGGCUCACCAUGCAUCUGCAGAGGUAGCCUGCGAACAGGCUCUCAAGCUGAAUUGAGAGCCUGCGUCGAUCACUAAUGAAUUUGAAUAUCUGCCCCGUAACGUUCGUUUUUCCAAAUAUGGAAUGUCCAUACUUAUAUGGUGUUGUUUACAACUUUCGUGCAAACUAAAUUUAGACCGUGCAAACUAAAUUUAGACCGUAUAGUUUAUACUGUUUUUCGAAAUAUAAGAUAUUCAAGCAAAAGUUCAAAUGUUUUAAGUACUGUUUUCUCAAAACAGAACAUUUCGUGCUUUGAGAUAAGAUGGUCAAGACCAAUUGGAUCAGUUAUUAAUAGCGUAGUGCUUCAGCUGUUGACAUAUAUAGAGCUCAGCGGAAACAAAUAAAUUAUAGCAUCUGACCAAUGAGAAUUUCGCGUCACGAUUUGAGAUGCAGAUAUUCAAAUUCAUUAGUCAUCGAUGCAGGCUCUCAAUUCAGCUUGAGAGCCUGUUCGCAGGCUACUGCAGAGGCCUUAUAGCUCAAUGGUUAGAGCGUCUGUCAGGUUAUCAGAGGGUAUAUAUAUGUGGUUCGAUUCCCGUUAGGGCUCAGAACUUUUGUGAAGCCCUGUUUACAUGAGACUCCGGGACAGGAACCACAUCAAACCGGGACCAUAUUUCGUUUCGGUCAUUAUUUAUAAUAGAUGUUUACAUGCAUGAGACCGGGACGAAAUUAACUCAAACCGGUCUCAAUUUGCAACUCAUUCCGCCUGCUGGACCGAGAAGACUGACUUCAGACCGGCAUGAAUUCAGACCAGGAUGAAUUAAUGUAAACACAAUUGCAAGUACAUUUCAGACCGGUCUCGGCUGUAACCUUGACAUUGGAACAGCACAUGGUAGCAAAAGCCAUCGAAAACAAAAUUGCCUGGCAAGGGAAAUACAUUGAAAAUUUUGUGAUUUUCGUACCGGUCUCAUGUAAACAUGUAGGUUUCCAUACCGGUUUGAUUUCACCCGGGUCUCAUGUAAACGGGAACUGAGCAACGUUAUCCACUGAUAACUAUAUUAUAUCAAACAUGCUUUUUCAACGUUAGUGGUAUUCUAAAUUCUGUACUCUGGGAAUUUAGUUUUCCAGAGAAUUUUUAAACAGUAUUGUUCUACAGUAGACAUCAUUUAGUAUUUCAGACUAAUGAACUGAUUUUGAAUCGCAGAGAAUUCAUAAUGGUGUGGCUUUUAAAAUUUAGAAAUUAAAUUUUCUAUACAGUGCACGGAAAUGUUGAUUUCCAGCGGAUUUUUGGGUACUUGAUUUUGCACUUCACGCAUGAAAAACUAAAUUUUCUUUUCUAUACACUCUCAGUUUUCCAUAUAAAUACUUACCAGCUGUAACUUCCAAAGUUUCAGUGCAAGAUUUAAUGGAGGCCACGUUUACUGUUUGCGUCAAAUUAUUUUAGGAAAAAAUCUAACACCUUGCUAACUCAAAGUUUUUGUUGCCCUUGAAACCCUUCUAUAGUUGCCUAGAACUAUGCUUCAACAACAGUGAAAAAAUAGAAAUCAUCCUUGCAGUUGCAUGGUUUUUAAGCGUUUCAAACCCUGGUUUAUACAUUUCGUAUUAUACCUAACGAUUGUCAUAAUAUUGAAUCUAGUUGCCACAUUUUGAAUUGUUUAAAAGAUAAUCUACUAAAUAUAAUACACUGCUGAAUCGCCAUUUCAAAUGUAAAAACCACUAACAAUGUUUACAUGAUUCUUAAACAUAGAUAUCUUAUAUACACUAGAUAGUGCAUCUAAUUAUUCUGCAAUUCAAAAAUUGAAGCCGUGAUUGCAGUCUCAAGUCGUUCCCAUGAAAUGAGAAGAUUAAUUCGUAUGUUUUCUAUUUCUUAAACAGGGAACUUAAACAUUAAGUUAAUCCUAUUGCAAAUACGUUUUUAAACUAUUCAAAUGAUGAAAGUUAUUGUUGUUUUUAAGCGUUUAUUAGCAAGUGGGAACGACCAACAUGGAAUAUUUUUAGCUUCAAUUUUACUAAAAGAGAUGCGCUAUCUAGUGUAUAUAAGAUAUCUAUGUUCUUAACCCGUCUUCACUUCAAUUACUAAAAGGAUCGACUUGUUCGCUGGUAAACUAAUACACAUUUAAUGGCAUACAUGGGGCUUCGGUGGCGCACUCGUCAUAGCAGGUGCCUUUCACCUCUGAAAAUGUAGGUUCGAUUCUCGCUACGGGCCCAUGUCAACGCUCUGCCGAAAGUCGUGGGUUUUCUCCGGGCGCUCCGGUUUCCUCCCACGGGGAAAGUUGACAGGGUGGGUUAGAAUAAACAUAGUUAGGAAUGUAAUAUCACAAUUGUUGUGAAGAUAAUUAGUCUAAAGAGUAAUACUUGAUGUCAUCGGUCACUGAAAAAUCCCGUUGGGGAAGUGAACUGAAUCAAUAGAGUGUUAUUACGUCACAGCCGCCAUGUUGGUGCUCCAAUUCAAAAAUAUUUAAUUAGACUCUUUUAUCUAGAACACCAACAUGGCCGCCAUGACUUUUGUUGAGUUGGUCCUUAGGGAAUGAGUACAAACGCUCUAUAUGCAUGUAUGUAUAUGCAUCAUACACAGAUAAAUUUCCUCUAUUUUGAAUUUUAAGGUAUUUUUGGUAACAAUGACGAGGAUUUACAAAGAUCGUGUAUAGACGUUGGUAAACAAGGUUAGUAAGACGAUGUUAAUUAUUAUAUAAUAACUACAGUCAAAUACACAACUUGAUUGGUCAAUAUACCCGUGCAUGCAGGAUCAGACAAUCCUGCACGGAAAAUUUUUGAAGUGCUGUCGCGCGGGCUUUUCAAAAUGUCGGACAAUGAAAACAUUUUGAUGUGUGAAAUUAACGCUGCACUAAAUUAAAGUGUAUGGACCGAGCGACGAAGGAGCGAGGUCCAUGCAAAAAACAGAGGUCUGAUAUUUCACAGUACAGACCGAACAAGCGAGAUCAAUAAUCGGUUUAUUAUAUGGCUGAACUGAGUCUGUGAGCAUAUGCUUUUAAUUUCGCGCGAAUUAAAUCGGCUAUCGUCAGUAGCAUUGGGUAACAAUAUACGGUGGGCAUGAAUGCUCAAUCAAAAACAAUUUGGUUGUUUGAAAUUUUUAUCUGUAAAGCACAAUUGGAAAUUUAAAAAGCAAAAUUUUUUUCUGUUUGCAAAGCAAAAAUUUCCCGCCAGAUAAACCACAUCCGGGACACUGGUCCAGAUACGGAAAAUACGUACCACUGUCCGGAUAUGGGUUUUUACGGACCGCUUGUCAACCAAUCAGAAUGGAGAAUUUUGAAAAGCCAUAUAAUAAACCGAUUAUUGACCUCGCUUGUUUCGGUCUGUACUGUGAAAUAUCAGACCGAGGUAUUUUAGUAUGGACCGAGCGACGAAGGAGCGAGGUCCAUGCAAAAAACAGAGGUCUGAUAUUUCACAGUACAGACCGAAACAAGCGAGGUCAAUAAUCGGUUUAUUAUAUGGCUGAACGGAGUAUGUGAGCUUUUCGCGUGAAUUAAAUCGGCUAUCGUCAGUUUCACUGGGUAACAAUAUACGGUAGGCAUGCAUGCUCAAUCAAAAACAGUUUGGUUGUUUGAAAUUUUUAUCUGUAAAUUUUAAUGAUACACAAUUGGAAAAUUAAAAAUAGGUACGCGACGCGUACAUGUAUCUGCGAAAAACCUUGAUUCACAUUUUGUAUUUUCUUGAAAGAAACUGAAUAAUGAAGAUGACAUGGGACAAUUGAAAUAUUUCAUCACUUGUUAUAAUAGCAGAUAAGAUUUAAAACAGGGUUGUACACAGCGGGGAGGGCGGCAGGGCAAGUGCUACCCCACCCCCACCCCCACCCCGCACCGAGAAAAUUUAACUAACUUUAUAAUGUGAUUAUGAUUGUAACAAAUAAUUAUGCAGUCAGGAAAUAAAAAUUUCAUGCAAACAAUAUUCAAAGUGUCUAUACAGCCUGCUAUUUAGUAAACUGUCACCUAUUCAAUUCAAUCCAUACUCAUCAAAUUUUCAAAACUUUAUUGUAAUCAUAUGAAGCAAAAGUUAUGUCACUUGUUGUUUACACUUGCCAGUGUUAACUGUUGAGUAACAUACACAAAAUAUUUGGUGAACAUGUCGAAGACCACUGAAUAAUUGAGAAUGUUUUGAAGGUCAUAUGAGUGAAGUAUAUAAUUAAAUUCCAGUUCUGUGCAUAGUUAAUGAUGUACCACACUAUUCGGUUUAACACGUACAGCACAUUCACACAAAAACAAUUGUGUUGUGGGAGAUUAUCGGUUUGAGUAGGAGGUAUCACAAGUUUAGUUUUGUACAUUGUGUGCCAUUGAUCAAAUCCACCAUAUAAUAUAUGAUUAUUCAUUGUAGCUGUUAAGUUAUUUUCCAUACUAAUGAAUUUAGGUAAGAUUGUCUUGCAAGUUGGUUGUUCUGGCAAAAUUAUCCAGCCAAUAUCCAGUACAUUUAUUCUUCAUUCUUGUAUUAAUCUCUAAAGAAAAAUAUUUAUGUUAGAAAGCAAAAUGACAAUGUAAUGAGGCUCGGGAGGGCGAGGAUUCUUUCAUUUGAAAAUGUUUGUAAAAAUUUUGUUUAAUUAACUCUAAUGUGUAAAACCAAAAUGUAUAAGUAUUUUAACUGAUAACAUCUUCAACCUUUGCUCUAACACUACAUUUGAUGACAGCUUUAUAGUUGGACUGUUGUUUUGAACAGAGUUAAGGAGCCAAUAUACAGAAAUACAGAACCAGGAUUUAAUUCAAUAUCUCCUGAGAACUGUCCAAUAGGUUCCUUUGAUAUUGUUAAUUGGCAAUAUUGCCUGCUAUGUUUUCACUGUUUAAAAUAUUACAGAAGUCACAGAAGGAUUGUUUUUAAGUACUGUUUAAUAAACGAGCAGGAGUGUUUUACUAGGUUUAAAGCCACGAGCGCGCAGCGCGAGUGGCUUUAGACCUAAUAAAACACGACCUGCGAGUUUAUUAAACGUCUUCAAACACGACCAUAAAUUCAAUCGAAAUACUGCUUUAUUAGUAUUCUUUAUAUAAAGAAUACUAAUGAAGACACGACUACAAUAGAUACUGCCUUAUUAGUAUUCUUUAUAUAAAGAAUACUAUAAUUAGGAGUGUUUUAUCAGGUUUAAAGCCAAUGCACGUGACACAUUAUGGUUGACAUGAUUUGCCAAUAAGCUUAUGAAUUAUUAAUGAGUGUUUGAAUACUGUAUAAAUCUUUUUGUGAACUAUGUUGACAAAUGGCUUAAAAUAUCCUUGAAAAUAUCCAAUAUUUUAUACAGUGUAAUAUAUUAAUAAAAAAAUUCCAGAGUGCAUUCCAUGUAAACUCUACGCCGAAGAUACGGCAAUAUUAACUAUAGAUAGUAUAGUAAAUAUUUGCCGAACUGGCGAACUCAUGUAUUAUAAAAUAUGUGGGACAUAUAUUUGCACAAAUUUGGUAUUUAAAUAUAUAAUAUGUGGUAUUUGACUACUUACCAGAUGAGGAUAAGAUUCCAUGUUGAUAAAUAACUUCGCAAUAAUAUCGCAAGUAGAAUGGCGAGAAAACAAGACAGCCAAUUCAAGAUAAAUUAAUAAAAAUAUCAAGAUAUUUUUGAAAGAAUAACACGUUUUAUACACGAGGCCUGACGAUGCUAAAGUAUGCCCGUUCGCAGGUUAGAUGAGGGCACGAUGUAAACAAUUGAUGUAAACGAAUCGUGGCUUAAAUUGAUGUAAACGAAUUGAUUGGCUUAAAUUGGCUUAAAUUAUAUAAGCUCGUCGCUGAAUGGCUAUAUGUUAACAUACGAUACGGUACGGUAACAUUAACGGCACGUUUGCGAUAGCAUAUAUAUCUGCUUCGCAGAUACAAAAAGCAAAACUUUGUUCUGUUUGCAAAUCAAAAAUUUCCCGCCAGAUAAACGACAUUCGGGACACCGGUCCAGAUACGGAAAAUACGGACCACGGUCCGGAUAUGGGUUUUUACGGACCGCUUGUCAACCAAUCAGAAUAGAGAAUCUUGAAAAGCCAUAUAAUAAAAGUAAGGUACUUUUUGUUUAUUAACAAGUAAUAAUUGUCCAAAAAUACGCAUCUAAAUCAUAAACUUUCCAUUUUUUGAUAAACUGUAUUGAGCCACCUUAAUUGUUAUGAUAGGGCCGCUCCAUUUCAUUGUUAAGGGCUCGCGCGAGAGAACCGCGUGUAAAUGACGCAAAUCCCGUACACUCCCCGUUGAUCGACCUGUUCGAUUAACAGUAACUCAAUAUUAACAUGUAUGUAUAAGAAUGUUCUAAUGUUACUCAAUAGAUCUGUUCUCGAUCCACUCUCUCUCUUUCUUCGGUCUUAGCUACUCCUGCUCUCCUUCGUCGUGUUUUCAAUAUGUUGUCCUUCUCUGUCGUUUGAAUCUUCUUCUGCUACCGCUUCUUCACUUUGACAAACACGCAAUCCUCGACUGGAUAUAAUUUUUGAACUGAACGUCUUAUCGUUAAUGGCUUCAAUCCACUGCUUGAUAUUGUGAAAUUUGCUUCUCUUAUUUCCCCGUCCUUGCCAACUGGUAUAAGACUGUCCCAUUGAACUAUAAAUAAACUGGAAGGCUAACUCAGGGGGGGGGGGGUGGAAUUGAAGCCAGUGCAUUUUAGUUUUUCUGAGUUAUGAGCAGAAAUACUCAACACUGAACGUUGGGCUAUAUAUCAAAUUGAAGCUAUUGAAAAACGCUAUUUGGUGUAGAAAUUUCAAGACUUUAGCUAAAAGGGAAAUAUUGAAAAACUACAAACAUAAUUACCGAUAAUUUGCCGUUUUGCAGUUGUUUUUGUAUUUUUUAAAUAUUUUUCUUUUCGCUGAAGUCUUGAAAUUUCCACACCGAAUAGCAAUUUUCAAUAGCUUCAAUUUGAUAUAUAGCCCGAUGUUUGGGGUCAAGUAUUUCUGCUCAUAACUCAGAAAAACUAUUUUGGCUUCAUCAAAUCAUAGGCCUUCAUCAUAGCAGUUAGCCUUCCAGUUUAUUUAUAGUUCAAUGGACUGUCCACCUCGCCCAGUUUCCAAUUGUUUCCCUGUUUAUUAUCUUCGUGUACAAGCACAAUAGGGCCAUUUAUACGGAACAAAAUAAGACGCGACUUACAUAAGACGCGACUUAAGUAAGACGCGAGUUUGUCGUAUAAAAGGUACAAAAUUCUUAUGUAAGACGCGUCUUGGAUAAGACGCGUCUUACAUAAGAACAGGUCUUUUAGCUGUUGUUAUUUAAGUCGCGUCUUAAGGUGGCUCCCUACAGUUAUUCUUGUUUACCCAAUAAUUCCGUAAAACAGGCUUAUUUGUGCAGAACGCGAAUUGGUUUCGACUUGGUGACAAUAUUGGUCACCUAAGGGAUAUUUCUAACUAGAUUUCGACAACGUCAGUGUUACCAUGGCAACAUGACGACAGCACAAAACCUUCCAAUUUAACCCAUAAAUGUGCCGCUAUCUCAAAAACGAUGUCGGUGACCUAUCUUUUUUAUUUCAUAUAUCAAUAGGGAAUGAAGCUCUGCAACUGUGGUGAAAGUUUAAAAAAAUUCUGUAGUGUGUGAUUUUUUUAAAAGCGAAAAUUUUAUUGCGAAAUUUCCACACUACAGAUUUUUUUAAAAAUUGAAAUUUAUAUAAUUUACCGCAAAAUAAAUUCGUGGUCAAAAUUUGAAGAUAGAUCACCGAUGAAACUAAUGAGUAAAAUGCGAAUAAAGUUAGAAAAUAGCCUCGUGUAACUCGAGAAAUUCCCCUUAUUGAAAAGCGUCGCUGACUAGUAAAAGAUUGUACGCGGGCGUAGAACGAGUUUUCAUUCAGCAAAAUCGAGCGGAAAUGUUGUUUUUACUGUUUUGUUUUUGUCAACUUUUCGAUUUAUUUGAGUGCCAUGGACAGCCAAGGAUUAUUGUGAAGGAUCAAAUCGAUGAAAACAAGGUUGAAGCUAAUUAAUCCCUGCCGUUUACUCAAUCUAUGAGCUGUAACAGCCUAUUAACAGGUGGACGUGUUUUUUUGUUUCAUGUUUGGUUUUGUACUUUUUGCUAAAAAUGAACAAUUAUGCUAUGAAACUGAAAUAUUUUUCUGUUUACAUAUAAUCACUUUAAUCUUGUAGAAACACGACUAAAAACGUGAACGUUUUCUUGAGAAGUAAAUAACUUUUUAAACGUUUGUAUGCAAUUUUGCAAAUGUUUUACAGUUGACAGUGUAUAUUUAAAAAAAUUUAAAAACAUUGUUUCGUAGCUAUUUUUGGUCUAGUGAUAUUCGUAUCAUAUGUAGAAUUGCUGUAUAGACUCGCAAGUGAUUUGGCACUCAAAACGAAGUAUUAUUCAACGCUUUUUUCCAUUAGAAACCUUUCAUAAAUAGCUUUAUUUUUAGAAAAAGCAUGGUCAAUUUUUGUUUUGUUUUGAUCAUGCAGUUGCGUGGGAUAGUUCACGUACUUGUCCCGCGAAUAUCCCGCACGCAACUGUAGGGAGCCUCCUUAAGUAGGGGACUCCACGGAGAUUCGUUUGGCUGUAUCUUACAUGCAGUAUCCAUGAGUAUGAGCACUUUUGCACACAGAAAACGCAUGCAUACUGUGGUGCGCAUGUCAAGUAGCGACAAUAACAAAAAAUGUAAACAAUACUUACUUGACUAAAACAUUACUGUAGGGCCCCUUUAAAAAAAAAAUAUUUCCAACCAUCAAGUGAGAAAAAAAAAUAUUUCUUCUAUAGGUGUACAAAAAAAAAAUAUAUUGCCUCUUAGAAAAUCCCCCCCCCCCCAUCACUUUUCUAAUGGUCCGUCCCUAAGAACGUAUAUAAAAAUAAAAAUAUUGAAGCCAGAAUAUUUUUAAUAAGGAGAGAUUUUUAAAUCUGGGACCCUUUACAAAUCGAAUCGUUGCGUGUUGAAGUUAUGUCUUACUAUAAACAAAUGUUGUUUCGCAUGUGAUUUGGAAGACACAGCUUGCGGUAAGCUGCAUACCAUGCACACUUGUACUGAUGAGAACGUUUUACCAGAUGAGACUCGUGGUCGCCAUCACUUCUGCCCAAUUUCUAUCCAGGCAACAUGUCUCUUUUUACUAACAAUGGACCGGUUAUUAUUUAUGGCACCGAAGAGAACUGAUGUUCUUGGUGAACAUUUUGCUGAUCCAACCAUUAAAAAGUGACAAAAAUAUUUUCCCCAGCCUCAAACAUCAAUUAAAAAAUAAAGACCCACUCCUGGCCAGAAACUUUACAAAAGGUUAUACCAUUUAGUUGCCACACAUAUCUUUUGUCACUUCUGUGAAAUUAGUUUGAUAACUGCUCCUGACAAAUCGGGAAAGGAUCAAGAUAGUGACUCUGAUUGAUUUACAUAUUGGAUUGACAUAUGAUUGUUGACAUUGCUUUUUAGUCCUCAAUAAUUUUUUUAUUACGCAACCCUUGAGUUGUUUUGUUUUUCAUUUACCCAACCUUUUACUUACUCAAAAUGUUAGUUACCCAACCCUUUUCUCUUUCGCAGGGCCGUUCCUAUUCAUAUAUUCGUAUAUUCGUAUUAACAUACCGUAAAAACAAUCGCUUUCAAAAGAAAUCCAUCUGGCAGAACACGAAUAUAUGAAUAUACACCCCCAAUUAUCGCGCUGGGAAGGGCUUUGCUCUUUGGUGCCACCCCCACCCCCUUCACCCAUAGUACACCGAAAGAGUUGGGGGUCACUUGGUUAAUAUGGCGGCCAUCGACAUACUGUAGCUACAGUAUCUAAUCCUAGUUUUCAGAAAACCAAAUAAUACGAAUCAAACAUUUAGAUUUAUUUGUAGACCUCUCCGCCAUUAUUCAAGGUUGGAGUUCUUCUUGAGGAAAAUUUACAAUCCCAAGAAAAGUAAGUUUUGGGGACCGAGCCCCGUACGUAGAGCGAGGGUGAAAGGCACGUGCAAUAACCAACAUAUAUCAUCAAACUAUAACUGUAUUCAUUAAACUGGUUAUUAAAGGGUUUUUAUAGUUUUAUAUUCAGUUUAAAAAGAUGACAACCAAGUUCCAAAUUUUUCUUUUUUUGUAUAGAUUUUAAGUUCUCAACACAAACUCUCUCCGUGGUCAUGGUCUGCUCUUUUCUACUUUACGGGGUGAGUCGUACAAUGUUUAAAUCGAUCUUUUUUAAAUUUAUAGAAUAAAAAUAUAUAGACAAACGAACUAGUAAAUUCACGAGGAAAUCAGCUAAAAUUCGAGUGAACUGAUUUCAAAAAUCCGGACUAUAGAAAUUCUCCACAUAAACCUUUUACUUAUAACUGGCUGUGUAUAUAAGUGUAUUUUGUUCAUAUAUAAACAUGCCAUCCCGCCUAUAUAGGGCGAGUCUUCCGCCUAGCAUGGGAUGUUUGUCUAAACGAAUGAUUCUUCUCUAUGUAAAUCAAGCUUAUUUUUCCUCGUAGAUCUCGUUGGUGGACGUGUAUCUGGCAAGUCUAUUGUUGGACAAACUUAACAACCAUUCUUCGGACUUUGCUUUAGUAAAACGUUCAGUCAAAGUGUUACGUGAUUUGGUUGGUUAGUUUAUACUUCAUAUUUCAUUACAUUUUCUUUUAAGAGUAAAGGACAUCGGCAGCAAAAUUUAUGUUUAUCUACAAUCUUGGCCAUAAACCUUAGAUUUAUUGUACAGACAAAAUGUUACGUGUUAGUAAAAAUGUGGGAAAGCAACAUUGAAUUGAGGGGGGGGAGGUACAAUAUAAUUUUAAAAACCCAAGUAUAUUAAGAAGUUGCGAAUUUGUUUAGCCGUUCUAUACGUACUUUUGGCCAAGAUUGUAGUUGAUAAUGAUAUGCAACAUUUUUGUUCCUUUAUAUAGUUGAAAACAACUUUUAAAACUGUUUGCAGUUUAUCGAUUUUACGGCUUUUUCAACUUUUCGUUUCCGAGGACGAUAAGUUAGGAGUUUAUAUACGGCCUGGAAGAUAUAACAGCACGAGAUUUAAUUCUCGUAUUUACUUUUAGAAAAGUUUCAAUAUUAGUAGUUGAAUAUUGCAGCUAUUUGUGAAUGAAUUGUUCUCGUAAUUAAGGAGCUAUAUUUAUCAUGUCUCUAUAUAAGAAAUGGGCCUCGUAUAUAUGAUUUUCUGAACUGAUUAAAUGAUACUCUCAUUAGAUGCUUUGCACGUUUAGAGUUCGAAGUGACUAUAUGACCGGCAGCCGGUCACGGUUUAUCAAAUACUAAAUGGCCGGCAGUCUAGUGACUAUUGUUAAAGUUGAAUUUUUAUAAGAUAAACCUAUCCCCAACCCCAAACCCUUUUCUAACCCUAACCCCUAACCCCUAACCCUAACCUUUUGAGAGUUAGAAAAGUCGGGAAAAAAAGUUUAAAAAAUUUUAAGAAAAAACAAUGCUAAGUCAGACAAAACACAUCCCGACCCCGACUGCGUUUAACUUUCCGCACGCAGCGCCCUUGCCAUACGAGCUAAUGGCAAGCUCGGUAAAAGUUAACGCAAACAAAAGUUUUUAUAUUCAACUAUAGUCACUAGACUGCCGGCCAUUUAGUAUUUGAUAAACCGUGACCGGCUGCCGGUCAUAUAGUCACUUUGUUUAGCGUUUAAGGUUUAGAGUUUAAGGCCAGGGUCAAACGUCGAACUUCUCAUGCGCCGAACCUGAUGCAAAUGAAGUGAAACAAAGAACUUAGCUUAACAUUAGGUUCGGAGCAUGAAAAGUUCGACGUUUGUCCCUGGCUUAAGGUUUGCAAAGGACAACCUUUUUUGAAUUAGCUGUAUAUAUUACAUUUAACCAUUUACGUUUUUUACACCAUGAUUUUUCUUUUUUUGUAUUAUUGCGAUCAAAAAGCCAGAUACGAUGCGAUUUAAAAAUGCCGCUCGAAAUCGCAUUUUUCCACCGUUCGGAAUUGCAUGUAAAGCGAUUGUCUGAGUAUUGAAAUUAUUCUCGUUUGGGAUUCAAAUUUAAGUUGUAAGAAUCAAGAUGGCGCAACACAUGUGCAUGUAAGCAUCAAGUUUUGGUAAAUUUCUUCUCGAAAUUUUGCAUGGGAGCUUGCAGACUGGACUCCAUUCUCGUACCCAUAGCCAUUUUUACGCGCGUUCGACCGAGCGCGACGAGGGGCUCUGGCUUGCUCUGGCCAAAUCCAUAUCAAACUGGCAUCUGAUUGGCCAUAGUUCUAAUACCGGAUAUUGUUCUCUUACCAUGUUUUUAUGGUAUCCGGUUAUGGAUUUGGCCAGAGCCCCUCGUCGGGCUCGGUCGAGCGCGCGUAAGAAGGGCUCUGGGUACGAGAAUGACUGGACUCCAAUUCCAAAAGGGCAACCAACCUCGUACCCAGGCUCUUUUCACUACGCGCCUCGCUAAGGAGGCGCGUAGUGGAAAGAGCCUGGGUACGAGGUUGAAGGGCAACAAGCAUGGUCAUGUGGGAAGUUAUCAGCAGGAGCUAUCAAUGUAAAUAUUGAACAGUCGCACAUUUGUCAGAUCCAAGCAAAAUUGUUAUAAUCCACACUGGACUUUUAUAUGAACGCCUUCACAAAACGCAACAUACAUUACUCAAUGUUGGCCGGGCUUAUAGAUUUUAUAACGUUUUCUCGUUUAGGUUUGGUGCUCGCUGCUGCUAUUUUUGCUGUCAUAUUGUGUGUUAUCUCUCUUAUACGUUUCCUGGAAAACCAUAAGUAUGUUUAAAUCCCCGCACAGGCGAACAUGUUUUCUUGGACAACUUUUCCCCUACAAGUUUUUUUGUGAAAUUUCCUUGACAACUGUUUCUAACCUCAUACCCAGGCGCUUUUGGGUUGCCGCCACACUAUGACCAGCUUUGGAUGAUGCAAAUCUUAUAGUUUCGUUUUAAAUUUUUCUGGUUUAAAUUUCAUGCAAUAUAUAGCUUCAUUCAUGGUUGAAUAUGAAUAUUUCUGUAUUAUAAACACCUGGGGCCACUUUUAACCUGUGAUUCCACACAAUUUUAAGCUUUCCUUUUAUAUUUUAUCUAUAGGAACAACAUGCUAAGGAUGUUCAAAGGAGAUAAAUCUUUUAUUCCUCGGACGAUUAGUGUGUCACAGUUCAUGAUUGUAAGUUGAGCGAUAUACUGAUAUUUCCCUAUUAAUAUGAACUUUUCAGCGACAACGUUUAAGCCCCCUACACAGGGACGCCGGAAGAUCGAUAAUUGGGGCGGCAGAUAUUCAUAUAUUCGUGUUCACAGACUGUAAAAACAAUCGAUUUCAAAAGAAAUUAAUUGGGUAGAACAGGAAUAUAUGAAUAUCUGCCUCCCCCCCCAAUUAUCGAUCUUCCGGCGUCCCUGCCCCUACAGACGAGCAAUUUUUCCUUGACAAACUUCUCUUGACAAUAUAAAGUUUGUUCGUUCACUGCAACCAGGUAUAUCAAUCAUGUUUCGCUCGCUACUCUGGUUUAAAUAAAUGAUUACAAAGCCCAGUCGAAUUGUAAUCAAGACCCAACGUUUCGACACUCCAGUCUAGUGUCUUCAUCAGGGGUGAUCUAAAACUGCGAUCGUGGCUUCUUCAAAGAGUAUUUGGGUCAGUCUAAACGCCAGUUUGGUACACGGCUAAAAGAACAUCAAAAGGCUGUUUCAACUUUAGACAAGGGAAAAUCAGCUUUAGCCGAACAUGUAUGUUACACCAAACACGAGAUUGCGUGGGAAAACUCUAAAGUAAUUACCACAAACAAUCACUAUGGUCAAAGACUUUGCCUAGAAGCGUGGCAUAUAAAUAUGAGUCAUCAUGCUUUGAAUAGGGAUGACGGCGCCUAUUUGCCAGAGGAAUAUAUGCAUCUUCUUGGCAGGUGACGUCAUCCCUUGGAUAUUUAAGAAGCCACGAUCGCAGUUUUAGAUCACCCCUGAUGAAGACACUAGACUGGAGUGUCGUUGGGUCUUGAUUACAAUUCGACUGGGCUUUGUAAUCAUUUAUUUAAACCAGAGUAGCGAGCGAAACAUGAUUCUCUUGACAAGUUUACCUUCUCGUGUGUACAUGGUCAACAAAUUUUCCUUGACAAAUUUUGUUGCGAAAUGUCCAGGCUAUUUAUUGAGCUCUGAAUGUUUUUACUGUUUAAAAACAAGCAUAUUAAGAUAGCUAUAGCUAGCUUUACACAAAGAGACUUGCUAUGGAAAACGUUGCUGUUUUCUGUCCUGUACACAAGUGCAUGAAUAAGGCGUGGCCGUAACCAGUUCAAAGUAUAAAUCCACACCUGAAUAUUUAACAGUUCUACGAACUCAAGUCGGAUGAGCUGAUAGCCGAUGAGGCGCGUAUAGCGCCGAAUCGGCUAUCGAUUAUAAUAUUCGACGAGAGUUAGUGGAAUAACUGUUUUUUCCAUUUAAGGUCUGAAUUCACAGAUUUUGCUUUUCGAAUAUUUUGUUUUUUGUUUUUAUCUUCGCUCUUUCGGCAGAUUAUUUUUUCAAAAAUAUAUAUAUUUAACCAUUUUAAAUUUUAAAAAUUCAUUUGCUAACCUGUAAACAAUUUGUGGGAGUUUUUCAUUGCGUUUUUAAUGCUGUAAAGGCUAUAAAAAGCGAACAACUUGACGUUUUCUCGUUCGCAAAACGUCGGAAAUUCAGUUUGAGCUGCCAUUUUGUUUUUUCUACUAGCAGGAUAUGAGCUAAUGUCCUGCUAGUAGAGUACCAAUGUUUGUUUUUCCUAGGGGAAAGGAUUAAGAUACCAUAGUUUUCAGAUUGGCUACUUUUUGUGGGGUAAGUGUUCCUUGACUAUAUCCCAAAUAUGAUCCUUGUUUAUAGUAUGAAUAAUAUUUGGAUAAUUCUAAGAAGAAAUAUAAUAUAUCUUUGUAGUAAAAAACCCUGUCAAAAUUGCCGGAUAUGAAGUGAAAUGAGUGAAUUUCGGGAGGAAAAUAAAAAGAAAAAUAGUUUACAUUUUAUAAUGACAUCAUACAGUAUCUGGCAAGUUAGACAAUGAAAAAGUUUACCAAGAUGAGCUUUUUACAUAUACCAAAAGUCACAUUUAUGUUAGUGUCAGUUAUUUACGUGAGUGAGAUCAAUGGAAGGUCCACCUAUCACCCAAAGUCACGAACUCCUGAUCAUUGAUGGACUUUUCACUCUUCUAGACUUCUUCAGCUCGUUGAUCUUCCUUUACCUGGGGCCGAGCGGAAUCAGGGAUCGAUAAAAAAUGCAUUUAUAUAUUUGACAGUAGUGUUGCAGUUAUUUAAGAAAACCCAAUUUUGUAGAACAGGGAGGGUAGGGUAGGAUUAACAUAAUAUCAACAGAAAUUGAUGCGUUUGGUGUCCCCCCCCCCCCUCCCCCUCAUUUUCGGUUUAGCUAGGUUUUUACACCUUUGUUCUAUCUUUUCAGGUUACGUUUUGCUCUCUAUCCUGUUUUCGGUCAUCUUCAUAUUUUUUUACAGUUUGUCAAUUCGCAUCGUACAGAAUUUGGUUGUGGGCUGGUUAAAAGGAGGAGGGUGGGUAAAGCCUUGUCUUCGUGUUAGAGACCUUAAGUCUCUUUCUUCGCUGUUUAACCCAUUGAGCACCAGAGUUUCUCAUUCACAAGUAAAAUCUCCAGGCGUUAGACAGAGUAAAGUAACAAAGUAGGGCGGAUUAGGGCACAAUGAAGCUUAAUGGGUUAAUAUUUUUGCAGGGGUAAGCACAAUUGUGGCAUAACUUGUUAAUAAAAUUGUAAUUUGCCACUGUGUACGAGUUUUUAUUAUUAACAUGACAAAAUUACUGGAUGCUGAUUGGUUGAGAGGAGUACAAUCAUUUCAUUAAUUGUACUGCAGUACAAUUAACGAUUUUCACAAAACAAACAAAAUGGCGGAAUUUAAUUAAACUAUUUGGUAUUUAAUUAAGCACAAAUGAAAUUGCCCCAGAGGAACUUAAAGCAAACUAACUAAAUAAAAAUACGAACAAAAGGUUAGCUGGGCUCAUAAAUGGUAUUCAUCUCAAAAAAUGUUGCUUCACAUUUUGUUUAGUGUUCUCCUGGCCGUGGCUCUUCUUACCUACUUGUGUCUGCUUAUAAUCGCGGCGACGAUAUUCCGUGAUUACGACUUUCCUAAAAACGUCAUAUCUAUAAAUAACAGGUAUGUUAUAACAGGUAUGUUAUAACCAACAGGUAUGUUAUAACAACAGGUAUGUUAUAACAGGUAUGUUAUAACAGGUAUGUUAUAACCAACACAGCAGAUUUCAUAGGUAUGGUAAAUUUGUAGUAUAAUCACACCAAUUUUGUUGCAAAUCGCUUCAUUUAUAGCUUAUUCAGUCUUUGUGUUGAUUAGUUUGAUUUCAGUGGAUCAUAUUCAUAUGCCCUAUGACACAUUUAGACUGAUUGCCUCCUACUUAAUGAAGUUUGGUUUUUUCCCAGAAACGUCUACUUGGUGUUCUCGUAUUUCUGGUUUUUCGUUGGUCUUCCAAUGGGUGUCUUCUCCGCCAUAUCUCGGAUCCUGAGGACAAUGGUUGUGGGAGCUCUGAUGUUGCCAAGAAUUGAUCACAGUGUUAUGCCCGAUGGCUUUCAACGGUUUGAUCGAGGUAACCAACUUGCAUAAGUGACAUUAAGUGUACGGGGCUGAUGCUUUCCGGGGGGGGGGGGGGGUUGAAUGUUUGCCCAUGUUAUGGAGGAUUGCUAUGAAAUAACACAGGCCUGAAUUUAACAUAUGUUUUGAUAGCUCUGCCUGAAUUUUCUGGAUUUGUCGUAUAGCAUUUGCCCGCAUUUCAUGGUUAUGUAAAGUUUGGAGGGGGCAGUUGUGCCCGCGCUGUCUCGUACGCUUAUGCCAACUUGUUGUCAUGUUGCCAUGCGUGAUUCGGGUAAAACAUAAUAAUUUUUGUAUGUGUGCGAAAAUUACGUUGUAUAGGGGAAACAUUUUUUGGUGACCCCCCCCCCCCUCCACGCAUGUCAAAAAUUUUGGGGAGAAAUAAUAAUUAGUGACGGUCGCUGGGCAAACACCCCCCCCCGUACGCCCAUGCAAGUUGUUGUAACGGUCAUGGCUAAAAGGGAUGGACGAAGGGGAGGUUUUCAAGAUAGUUCAGAAUUUAUUGGGGUUAUGUCAGUGACAGACACUGGGAGAUACGAUCUAUGGGAAACCAUUUAGCUCGGGGAAACGGUAUGAAAAUGUUUACGACCUUCAUAGAAUUUGGAAGUCAAUUUCCGCGCUAUUGGCUUUGCUCUUCUCGACUGACGUUCUCGCUCCAAAUAUAUGUAGAGCUCACUGGUUUCAGCAAGCAUCUUUAUACGGUGAUACUUAUGAAAGCGACGUUAAUUUCCGCCAUGUUAGCUUCACUUUUCUCAAAGGCCGAAAGACAGAUUUCCAUCUAUAGAAAGCGGAGAUAGAGAGACAGAGACAUGGAGACUUGGUCACAUUGGCGUUAGCCAAGGGCCUAGACACCGAAUGUAUAAAACUAUAAUUUUACUAUGUUUGUGAUGGUACUCUGAGUGUAUAUCCACGUAGGGCAAGGUUGAGAAAUAUGCCUGCCACGGUGGGAAUCGAACCUACAACCUUUGGAAUACUAGCCCAGAGUAACAUCACAAACAUCAUAUUCACCUGAGUACAUAACACUAACACAAAAAAAUUAUAAUUUUAGUGUUUUUAGUCAGUACGCAGGCUACAGUCUUUAUAACAUUUUUUGUUUUGAAAGGUUUCAAUGCGUACAUCUGUUAUCUUCACGUGCAAACAGCUUAUAGAAGCCCAGUCCUUCGAGUUUUCUGUCAGAUAUUGAGUGACGAAACACGUAAGUUUUGACAAUUUCUUUACAGUAUAGGGUGCGAGUAAACCUCGUGAAUUGUUCAUAAAUUUUACAAACCUUAGCAUUUUCAUCCGCGUUUGUAUGUGUGUCCGUGUGUUUGUCAGCAUGAUAUGAUAUUAAUACGAAAUUACUUUGUUGGACUAAUCCACAUUGUCCAAGGACAAAUUGAUCAAAUUUUUGUUAAAUUUGGAUGAAAAUUAUUGGAAAUUAGCAUAACUUUGCCUUGCUUUGCCGGGCACAGGAAACUGAAUGUGUAAUUAGGCCAUCGUAUAAUUUAUGCAUGAUACAUAACUUCUUUUGCUGGAGGAGCUAUAGUCAUACGCUAUACUACUACUCAUCUACUACUAUUUAGUCGUAUAUUAGUUAUUAGAGGCCGAUGUGAUCUAAAUAGAGGGAGGGGGCUUGUUUCUUUUCAGCGCUUAAUUAAAAAGGGAGGUGUUCAAAAGGGCUAAAUAGAGGAAAUAUGGUCAUAAUAAUAAUUGUGUACCUUUUGUAGAAUUCGUGAAUAAUUAAUAAGGCUACAAACAAAUCACGACGGGGUAUUUAGGUCACAUAUGCACACUUGUAAACCGCAGUAAAGAUCACAGAAUCAUGUUAGAGUGAUGUUUAUGAGAGUUAUGAAUACUAAUCAUAGAUACUAAUUCAGAAGCAGGGCGAUUUAUUAGAAUCAAAACGCACGCAUCACUAGAUUUACGCUGUAAAUGCAUGCUGAUGAAGCGUGAGAUUUUCCCCAUGGGCAGUGAAUUCUAUAUAAUAAAGUAAACAAAUAAAUUCAUUUUACAAGUUUAUUAAAGUAUUCACAACUAGCGUGCAGCGUGAGCCAUUGUUAAAUGCCUAUAAAGAUCGGUCGCUCAUAUUUUAACUAUACCACUUCAAUUUAACACGAGCAGGAGCGCUUUAUCAGAUAUAAAACACGAAAGCGCAGCUCGAGUGUUUUAUAUCUGAUAAAGCACGGACUACGAAUGUUUUAAAUGGCUUAAAAAACGACGACUCCUACCUGAUGAGGUUAUUGGCGAAGUAAUUUUAAAAAUAAACGUUGUCUAAGCCGAGAAAAUCAAAGCUAAAAUUUAUGUAAAUUAACAUGAGUUUUUAUGAGAUAUAUAACCACGGACACGGCAGUGAUUUCCUUUGUCUUUUCCUCAUGAAUUUUCCUCAAAGAGUUUUUUAAAUAAUUUAUUAAAGGACACAACAGGGAACGAAAAUGGACAUGUUCAGCUCAAGCUCGUGCCAGAUGGUUUCUCGCCCUUACCUUGGCCCGCAACCCACAACUAGCGUCGAACCGUAAACCUGGUGGUGUUGAAGCAUUAAAAGCACCUCAACCUGUUCAAGGUGGUUGUGUCAAACAUGGCGACGUCAAAAUUGAAGUUGGUCGGUAUGGGUUAAUACAAGAUAAGUGA